GCACCCCGGGCACCGGCAGUCCGUCUGACAGACGCUGCGCACACUGACGGGGGUUCUGAGGCAGCAGCCGAGCACCGAGAUCACUCCGGGGCAGGAUGGGGACCCUCAGGGCAUUCGCGAACUCCACAGCCUUCCAGGAGCUGCUCUGUCGGCACAACUUCACCGGCAACUGUACCGGCAACCUGACCGCCGCCUGGCCGAACAUCAGCAGCGGCAGCCCGGACCACAGGAGGAUCCCCAGCAUGUCAGACCUGAACUACUGGGUGCGGAUUCUGCUCUACUGCCUCAUCUUCCUCCUCAGCAUCUUCGGGAACACCCUCAUCAUCAUCGUCCUGGUGAUGAACAAGCGGCUCCGGACCGUCACCAACUCCUUCCUGCUGUCCCUGGCCGUCAGCGACCUGAUGGUGGCCAUCCUGUGCAUGCCGUUCACCCUCAUCCCAAACCUCAUGGGAAAUUUCAUCUUCGGAGAAGUCAUCUGCCGGACAGCAGCGUAUUUCAUGGGGCUCUCCGUCAGCGUCUCCACCUUCAACCUCGUGGCCAUCGCCAUCGAACGCUACAGCGCCAUCUGCAACCCUCUGAAGUCCCGCGUGUGGCAGACGCGCUCCCACGCCUACAAGGUCAUCGCCGCCACCUGGAUCCUGUCCAUCGUCAUCAUGAUCCCGUAUCUCGUCUACAACGCCAUCGUGCCCUUCAGCAUGAAGGAGAGCAACAGGCAGGGGUACCAGUGCCGGAUGGUAUGGCCCAACAACCAUGUGCAGCAGGCAUGGUACGUCAUCCUCCUCGCCAUCCUCUUCUUCCUCCCCGGAGUGGUCAUGAUCGUGGCCUAUGGACUCAUCUCCCGGGAGUUGUACCGCGGCAUCCAGUUUGAGAUCGAUCUGAACAAAGAAGCCAAAGCUCAUAAGAACGGAGCGGCCCCCAGCGCAGUGAUGGCUUCCGGCUGUGAAGAAGGAGACGGCUGUUAUAUUCAGGUGGCCAAACGGCGCAACACCAUGGAGAUGUCGACCCUGACGCCCAGCGGCUGCACCAAGAUGGACCGUGCGCGCAUCAACAACUCCGAGGCCAAGCUCAUGGCGAAGAAGCGAGUCAUCCGCAUGCUCAUAGUCAUCGUGGCCAUGUUCUUCAUUUGCUGGAUGCCCGUCUUCGUGGCCAACACCUGGCGGGCCUUCGACGAAAAGUCGGCUCUCCAAGCCCUGACCGGGGCUCCCAUCUCAUUCAUUCACCUCCUGUCGUACACCUCGGCCUGCGUCAACCCCCUCAUCUACUGCUUCAUGAACAAGCGAUUCCGCAAGACCUUUCUGGGCACCUUCGCCGGCUGCAUCAAGCCUUGCAGGCGCUUUCGCGAUGCCGAGGAGGACACCAUAACCCCCGGGGCAUCUCUCUCCAAGUUCAGCUACACCACCGUGAGCAGCCUUGGCCCUCCGUGA
This is a messenger RNA of Spea bombifrons (plains spadefoot toad), 1424 nucleotides long. RefSeq names its product cholecystokinin B receptor (gene CCKBR). The coding region runs from base 96 to 1424 and encodes 442 amino acids. Gene Ontology annotation, cellular component: membrane. The transcript has 5 exons. The record is from RefSeq and is a predicted model, not a curated record. NCBI's taxonomy places the organism in Eukaryota, Metazoa, Chordata, Amphibia, Anura, Pelobatidae. Gene Ontology annotation, molecular function: gastrin receptor activity; neuropeptide receptor activity. Gene Ontology annotation, biological process: neuropeptide signaling pathway.